Messenger RNA from Stereum hirsutum FP-91666 SS1, 972 nucleotides. RefSeq lists its product as uncharacterized. NCBI's taxonomy places the organism in Eukaryota, Fungi, Basidiomycota, Agaricomycetes, Russulales, Stereaceae. The transcript has 4 exons. Bases 1 to 972 code for a protein of 323 amino acids. The record is from RefSeq and is a predicted model, not a curated record.
AUGCCAUUUUUUCCAUUCAAGCACCUUUUCUCCCCUCGCACAGAAGCCUACGAGCCUCUUCUAAACCCCAAUAACAAUGACAAGGACAGCAACAAUCUCGACUCUCCUCACUCUCCUCCUUUCUCUGACGCUCGGGUCACUCCUCGCUUUCUCAGCCGGUCAAAUGAUAACAACUCUAAGGUCGACAAAACCCUUCUCAUUCUCUCCGCACUUCUCGCCCUUCUUUCUGUCGUCUCCGCCAUAGCACUCAUCAAUAUUACCACCGUGAACAUACAAUGGCCUACUAAUCCCAGCGGCUUGGAGGUUCUCUCGUCUUACACAAAUAUGGAGAAGGAGUUGAUGCAUGAGAUAAAAAUGGAGAAAGGACAUCCGAAGACAUGGUUCCCCGCCGCUAUGGUACGCGUCAAUUCUGCGGAGCCCGAUAGGGCCUACGGAGCGAGUAGUCGUAUCGUUCUCAGCGUGAUAGAUACGAUGUUCUACCGCUGGCGCGGCCGCCCCGUCCCCGGCUCCACCUGCUAUAUCUUUGCAGCCGUUCCCCCUCCCUCGAUCCUCUCAGACCCUCUCAGAAACCCCAACGCCACAAAAUGGUUCUCCCUCUCUGGCGACGCAUCCGCCGUCCAGAUCUGGAACGUCACUCGUCCCGCGUCGCACACCGCUUUUGACUCCAUGACGUGGAACACGCGACCUCGACGCACAGAGCUGUUGGGCACGGUGAACUGGACCGUUGAUUGGACAGUAUGGCGCGACAUCGACGAGAACGCCGAGGGCAUGAAUUUGAAGACGGGGAACCAUGGAGAGGGGUGGCAGUUGGUGGAUCCGACGCCGAGGUUUCCGUGUGAGACGGCUGGAGGAGAGAUAAUGGUCGAGAUUGCGUGCGUUGGUUAUGAUGCCGAAGAGACACCUUGCAGGUUGGAGUUUGACCAGUUAUUCACUGAUCCGAUGCUUGCUUUCGAUAUUCAGCAGCUUGCUUAA